Fragaria vesca subsp. vesca is the source of this 5812-nucleotide messenger RNA. RefSeq lists its product as uncharacterized. Gene Ontology annotation, molecular function: metalloendopeptidase activity. Gene Ontology annotation, biological process: CAAX-box protein processing. The coding region runs from base 1 to 5253 and encodes 1750 amino acids. The transcript has 11 exons. Gene Ontology annotation, cellular component: membrane. The record is from RefSeq and is a predicted model, not a curated record. Lineage: Eukaryota; Viridiplantae; Streptophyta; Magnoliopsida; Rosales; Rosaceae.
AUGCCCACCCAAACUAACCACCACCGCCUCCUCUUCCCUAGUUUCCCGCCUUCCCCCCACGCUUUUCAGAUCCGCGAGUUCCGCGUCUUCCGGCGCCGCCGUCUCAAGCACCACCACCACCACAAAAACCUCACUCUCCGGUGCCAGCUUGGAAACCCUAGCUCCUUCCACGACUUCGUCUCCCACCUCCCCUCCCCCGAUUCCGUCCCAUUCCUCGCUCCGGCCAUCGGCUUUGUCUCCGGCGCGGCGCUGUUCCUCUCGAAUUUCUCCAAUUCUUCUUCGGAUAAACAACAAAUCGUGAUCGGGGAGUGGCUGCUAUUGACGAGUCCGACGCCGUUUAACCGGUCCGUGCAGGUGCGGUGUCCGUCGAUUUCGUUGGAGCUGCUGGAUGAGGUGGACGAGAAGGUGGUGAAGGAAGGCGGCGAGUUCAUGAGGGUGAAUUCCGGUAGGAUUUUCUCCAGUAGUGAGAGUGAGAGCGGUGUUGAGGAUAAAUUGGAGUAUCAGAGACUGUGUGUGAGAACGGAAGACGGCGGAGUGGUGGCGUUGGAUUGGCCGGCGAGUUUGGACCUUGAAGAGGAGCAGGGAUUGGACACCACCUUGAUUCUGGUGCCUGGCACGGCCCAGGGUAGCAUGGAUCCAAACGUCAGGUCGUUUGUGUGUGAUGCUCUCGGCCGGGGCUUUUUUCCGAUCGUCAUCAACCCUAGGGGCUGUGCUGGUUCGCCUCUCACCACGCCGCGGUUAUUUUCAGCUGCUGAUAGCGAUGAUGUCUCCGCUGCUGUGCAGUUCAUCAAUAAGGCGAGGUCCGGGACCACUUUGGUGGGUGUUGGCUGGGGUUACGGUGCAAACAUGUUGACAAAGUACCUGGCUGAAAUUGGGGAGAGCUCCCCGCUUACAGCCGCGACCUGCAUAGACAAUCCUUUUGAUUUAGUGGAGGCCACUAAGUCGUCUCCUAAUCAAAUGGCCAGGGAUCAGCAGCUCACUGAUGGACUGAUUGAUAUUCUGAGGUCGAACAAGGAACUGUUUCAAGGAAAAGCAAAAGGUUUUGAUGUGGAGCAAGCUCUUUCGGCAAAAUCUGUUCGUGAAUUUGAAAAAGCAAUCUCCAUGGUAUCUCAUGGUUUUGAUGCCAUCGAAGAUUUUUAUUCAAAAGCAAGUACAAGAGGUGUGGUUGGGAACGUGAAGAUUCCCGUUUUAUUUAUACAGAAAGACGAUGAGUUGGCAACACCAUACUCAAUUCCACGCAGUUUAAUAGCAGAAAAUCCAUUUACAAGCCUACUCUUUUGCUGCUGCUUACCUUCUCGUGCUAUUGAUGGUUGUAGAUCUGUUCUAUCUUGGUGCCAGCACCUAACCAUUGAGUGGCUCACAGCAGUGGAGCUUGGACUUUUGAAGGGUCGUCACCCUCUUCUUAAAGAUGUGGACAUACCUUUCGAGCCUUCAAGAGAAUUAGCUCAUGAAGGGCGUGACACUGCUGCUAGUUUCUGGUUAAAAUCCAAAAAUGAUUCUUCAAAUGGAUAUACCAUGAGCCAACCAGGUUCUUUAAAUGGAUAUACGACAAAUACUACGAAAAAGAUGUUUGGAGAAAGCGAUAGUGCUGCUAGCUUCUGGUUAGCAUCUAAAAAGGAUUCAUACAGAAAGUCAGAGGCUGAACAUACAGAGUUGCAGGGUGUGGAAAAUGGUGCACUGAAUCAGACUCACUCUGAUGAUCCAGAGUUGGUCAAUGAGGAGGAAGUUGGUCCUGCAGAUGGUGAAAGAGGUCAAGUGUUACAGACAGCACAAGUUGUUAUGAACAUGCUUGAUGUUACCAUGCCGAAUGUUCUAACAGAAGAAAAGAAGAAAAAGGUCUUAACAGCAGUGGGUAAAGGAGACACACUAAUGCAAGCUUUGCAAGAUGCAGUGCCGGAAGAUGUUCGCGGAAAGCUAACAGAUGCUGUAUCUGGCGUUUUACAUGCUCAAGGCCCAAACCUAAAAUUUGAUCAGCUCCUGGGUGUAGCUCGAAUCCCCGAUAUAUCAUCAGGUUUAAAGUCAAAGUUCCAAGACGAGGGAAUUUCAAGUUCAGAAGGUGCACAUGAAGACCAUCAUUCGUCUGAUCUGUUGAAAAAGUCUGAUGAUUUGUUGGAUAGUUCUGUCGACAGUCAACCAGCUGCGAAUAAGCCUCCUGGGGAACUAGAAUCAGAGUCUCUUCCCACGGAGCAAUCACCGAAAAUUUCAACUGAUCAAUCAUUGAGCACUGAUGGAAGUGAUAUUUCUGCUUCUGUCAUCAAGGAUACUACUGAAUCAGAAAGUUCUGACGCUGAACAUCUUAACAAUAGUGAGAAGGGAUCAGAGCAGACAAAUUCUAACAACUCCACUGGAAUUGCUGGUUCUGCUGAGGGAGCAAUUGUCGAGGACGAGAGACACCAAGAUGGUAGAGCAACUCAAUUAGACACAAAAGAUGAGGAAGGUAAUGAUAAUCAAAAGAAGGAUAACAAGAAUACCCAGCCUAUAAUAGAUCAAAAUACGACUAGUACAUCUGAUUCUACUGCCCCGGCACCUAAUGCUCUGGCACCAAAUGUCCCAGCACCUAAUGCUCCGGCACCGGCACCUAGUACAUCUGAUUCUAAUGCCCCGGCACCUAAUGCUCCUGCACCAAAUGUCCCAGCACCUAGUGCCCCUGCAUUUAGUGUUUCGGAGGCAUUUGAUGCCUUAACAGGGAUGGAUGAUUCCACUCAAAUGGCAGUUAACAAUGUUUUUGGGGUUUUAGAAAAUAUGAUAACUCAAUUGGAGGAGAGUUCUGAACAUGAAAAUGAAGAGAAGAAGAGUGAUUCUGCACCUGUAAAGGACCAGCUUAGUGGUAACAAUGGUCAAGAAGAUUCAGAAGCCAGUAAGUUAGACCAGAGUAUACAUACUGAUGGAUUAAGUGAUGUUUCUGUAUCUGAUGGCCAUGUGGAUACUAUUGACCAGCAGCCUGAUGUAUCAAAUGUCUUGGAAGAGAAGCAUACUCAAAGCCCUGUAUCAGUUGAUGGAAAUAGUAUUAGCAGUUCACAGGGAAGUGACAGAGUUAACCAUGUAGGUGAGGAUAAAGUAGAAACAAGGGAUCAGUUGGUUGGUAUCAAUCGUGUAAACAACAUACCACCUUGCUUAACUUCAAUACCACCUUGCAUAACUUCGAUCUCUAGUGGGGUGCAUAAUUAUCUUCUUUCAAAGGUGCGUGCCCAAUCACUAGAUUUAGAUUCAACUGCUGCACUAUUGCUGGACUAUUUUCCAGAAGAAGGUACGUGGAAAGUCUUAGAACAACCUGGACCUGCUGGAAGUUCUGUUGGAGAUGCAGCUGCUCAGAAGGUUGAGGCACAUAAACCUGUUGAUGAUGAAGUAAUUGAGCCAUCUUAUGUAAUAUUAGAUACAGAAAAGCAUCAGGAGCCAAUAAAAGAAUAUGAAGCAGUGGAUAAUGCGGAGGAGAGGGUUGAAAUUGGUGAAGAUGAAAGAGAGGACUUUGGGGAGUUUGUGAGAAAUAUUAUAUUGGAUAGUUUGACGGUCGAAGUUGGUCGCAGACAAGGUGCUGAUGACAUACAAAAAAUGGAACCCUAUCUUACCAAAGAUUUGGAACAAGUGGCUACUGCUGUAUCGCUUUCUGUUGGAGAUGCCUAUGAUCCACGCUUGGAAGUUGAAUACCAUAGUAUUGGCUCAGAAAAAGUCGGUACCCUUCAUGGAGAGCAUGUUAUCAAGGCCAUAUCAUCUGCUGUUCAAGAGACUAGCUUCUUGAGAAGAGUAGUGCCAGUUGGUGUUAUAGUAGGCUCAAGCUUAGCUGCACUCAGAAAAUAUUUCAUUGUUGCCACAGUGCGUGAUAGUGGUCAAAUAGAACCUCCAAUGUUUAGUCGAGCCAAAGUCUCUGGAGAAAAUGUGGCUAAGGUUAGAGGCACAGCGAUUAGCCUCAUGCCUGAUGACAAAUCUGAUGAUGAUUUGAUUGAUAGGAAAGAGGAAAACACGGAGUUGAAGAGUUUAAACAACAGUGUUAUGGUUGGUGCUGUUACAGCUGCCAUUGGGGCGUCUGCUUUAUUGGCACAGCACCAGGAUUCAAUCACAAGUAAUGAAACUUCUGAGAGUUCAUUGGAGUCCAUCAAGAUGAACGGUAAUGGUCAGAUGAAGCCUGACAAUCACGAAGAGUCAUCUGACAAACACCAAAGUAACAUUGUCACAAGCCUUGCUGAAAAAGCUAUGUCAGUUGCUGCCCCUGUCGUACCCAAGAGACAAGAUGGUGGACUGGAUCAAGAAAGAUUGCUCACGAUGUUGGUUGAUAUGGGACAAAGGGGUGGCAUGUUGAGGCUAGUUGGCAAACUUGCUUUGCUCUGGGGUGGUAUGCGUGGUGCAAUGAGUUUGACUGACAAGUUAAUCCAAUUUCUUCAUCUAUCUGAGCGUCCCUUGAUCCAGAGGAUUUUGGGGUUUGCUGGUAUGACGCUUGUUUUAUGGUCACCAGUAGUUGUUCCACUACUUCCAACAUUUAUGCAAAGCUGGGCAACUAAAACCCCCUCCAGAAUUGCUGAUCUUGCAUGCAUUGUUGGCCUCUAUGCUGCAUUUAUGUUACUUGUUACAAUAUGGGGAAAAAGAAUACGUGGAUAUGAAGAUCCACUUGCGGAAUAUGGCCUUGAUUUGAUGUCAUUGCCAAAGUUGUUCGAUUUUUUCAAGGGAUUGAUUGGUGGAGUGGUGCUUGUUUUGUCAAUACAAUCUGCAAAUACAUUACUUGGCUGUGUGAAUAUCUCUUGGCCUUCUACUCCAUCUUCUUUGGACGCCAUGAAAUUGCUCUCAGUGUAUGGACAUGUACUUACACUGAUUGGUCAAAGUAUUAUGACAGCAACAGGUGUUGCUAUUGUGGAAGAAUUGUUCUUCAGGUCUUGGCUGCCCCAAGAAAUUGCUGCAGAUCUUGGAUAUCAUCGAUCUAUAAUUUUAUCAGGACUUGUAUUCACUUUGUGCCAAAGGUCUCUAUGGGCAAUACCAGGACUGUGGCUGCUUUCUGUGAGUUUAGCAGGUGCUCGGCAAAGAAACCAAGGCAGCCUUGCCAUUCCAAUUGGGUUACGGGCAGGAAUAAUUGGUUCAAGUUUCAUCUUACAGAAGGGUGGUUUUCUAACCUACCGGGCUGAAUCUCCCCUUUGGAUUAUUGGCACACACCAAUUCCAGCCAUUUAGUGGGCUAACUGGUUUUGCAUUCGCUUUAUUGUUGGCAAUAAUUCUAUACCCGACAGUGCCUCUGCCUACAAAGACAUUGGAAAGUACAGCUGAGGAAUAAACAUACUAGAGACUGGUGAACAUGCUUUCGACAAUGCCGACGCAUUUUGAAUGGUGCAGCAUCAGCAACAGCCUCAUUGUUGACUUGUUGCUUACUCAUUUGGCUGGUUUAGGUGUUCCACCCCGGAACCAGGAACGGCCUCGGGUUAUGGGGAAACUAGUAUGAAAUUUUGCACGAAAGGCCGGAUUCAGAGGUGAAAAGGAAAUUGAAAGAUGGAAGUGCUUCAUUGUAGCUUUUGAUCUCCCAUUCAGGGUCACUAAGGCUGUGUAUAUACAUACGAUCUCAAAGGUGGUCGGCAAAUUCUGUGACUAGAAAAUGAGCUCUGUCUUCCAUCUUGAUGCCCCUAUGAUCAUCUCAAGUGCUCGACUUCACCUUCAACUGAUUUUGCUUCUUCCUGUCACUACACGUGUAUAUAGAAGGAACUGCAUGGUGUAGGUGUCGGUUUUACUGUAAAUCUGUAAUAACAAAGUCCAAAAGCCAGAAGUCGAGGACGAGUUUUCUUGUUGAUAGUGUUCAUUGUAUGUAUCUAAGUAAAUCAACUACAGAUCAAAUUUCAGGC